GGCUAAUUCGUAGAACACCCCCAUAUUCUGAUAAUGGUACGGUCGACUCCGCUGUCAAGUUGAAAUAGCCUAUUUCAAGGGCAGUAAUUCCGCCUUGUUUUCACUUUUCUCGGCUCUUAUCUUUUAAGCAAACAUGCUUUGCAGAGUCUGGCAAAUGCGCAGUUGUGCAUCAGUUCUUAACCAAGCAGCUUCUUGGAAAGUCGGAUCCAGACAGAAACAUACACUUCCUGACCUGACCUAUGACUAUGGCGCCCUGGAGCCCCACAUCUGUGCAGAGAUAAUGCAGCUGCACCACAGCAAACACCAUGCAACCUAUGUCAACAACCUCAAUGUAACAGAGGAGAAGUAUCAGGAGGCACUUGCUAAGGGAGACGUGACCGCACAGGUAGCUCUUCAGGCGGCUUUGAAGUUCAACGGAGGAGGUCACAUUAACCACACCAUCUUUUGGACGAACCUUUCUCCUAAUGGUGGAGGCGAGCCACAAGGGGAGCUCAUGGAGGCCAUCAAACGAGACUUUGGCUCCUUCCAGAAGAUGCAGGAGAAGCUCUCCGCUGCCACGGUGGCGGUGCAGGGCUCAGGAUGGGGAUGGCUAGGUUAUGACAAAGAGAGUGGAAGAUUACGCGUCGCUGCUUGUGCUAACCAAGACCCUCUGCAGGGAACUACAGGUCUCAUCCCCCUCCUCGGUAUUGACGUUUGGGAGCACGCUUACUAUCUUCAGUAUAAAAAUGUCCGCCCUGACUAUGUAAAGGCUAUUUGGAAUGUCGUUAACUGGGAAAAUGUGAGUGACCGUCUUCAGACGGCCAAAAAGUAGAAGCAAAUCUCCUACAACUUUAAUCAAAUAAUAAUAUUCAGAUCAAUAGAAUCACAAUAAAUGAGUGUUGCUCUGAUUGUAUUGUUUUUGGAGGAUGUACAUUGAAUAAACUUAAAGUUAUAUGCAAUUUACUUUUUGUAACCAGCUGUCAACUUUUGUCAGAACGCACAAAAAAUGGCCGCCUUUAACGUCAAAGGUGGCUUUUGUUUUCGACGAUGGAAGAACAAAUUCAGAGCUGGAUGGUUGUCUGACUUGCAUGACACUAAAAUCAGAUUCCAGUUCAUGUUUUUGAUGUAAUAAAUUCAAACAUUUCAAAUAAAA
Molecule: messenger RNA, 1132 nt
Organism: Oryzias melastigma (Indian medaka)
Lineage: Eukaryota; Metazoa; Chordata; Actinopteri; Beloniformes; Adrianichthyidae
Gene: sod2
Product: superoxide dismutase 2, mitochondrial
Exons: 5
Coding region: 134-811 (225 amino acids)
Biological process (GO): superoxide metabolic process
Cellular component (GO): mitochondrion
Molecular function (GO): superoxide dismutase activity; metal ion binding
Source: RefSeq, a predicted model, not a curated record